Fonsecaea nubica is the source of this 1656-nucleotide messenger RNA. RefSeq lists its product as hypothetical. Bases 1 to 1656 code for a protein of 551 amino acids. The transcript has 2 exons. Lineage: Eukaryota; Fungi; Ascomycota; Eurotiomycetes; Chaetothyriales; Herpotrichiellaceae. Gene Ontology annotation, molecular function: heme binding; iron ion binding; monooxygenase activity. The record is from RefSeq and is a predicted model, not a curated record.
AUGGCACCUUCGUUAGCUGGGCUCCUUCGAGCCAUCAAUCACGACUACGCUAUCUGGAUCACCGUGGGCCUCUUGAUUCUGCUUGGGCUGUACAAGUGGUCCACUGCCACCGACAUCCCGAAAAUCAAAGGCAUCCCAGAGAUUCCUGGUGCUCUACCAAUACUCGGACAUCUCCAACAACUUGGGCCCGAUCAUGCAACGGUUUGCGAAGGAUGGUGGCGCAAGUAUCGACAAUCCGUGUUUCAAAUCCGCCUGGGUAACACCAGGGCUGUCGUGGUAAACUCUUUUGAAGACGCGCGGCGGAUGCUUGUUGGCCAUCAAAAUGCUGUGAUCGACCGACCAACCUUGUACACGUUCCACGGCGUGAUUUCCACCACUCAAGGAUUUACCAUCGGGUCUAGCCCAUGGGACGCAUCCUGCAAGAACAAAAGAAAGGCUGCCGGUCAGGCUCUUGGCCGGCCUGCGAUGCGUGGGUACUUUGAUAUGUUCGACUUAGAGUCCUACUGUAUUGUCCGUGACAUCUUCCGCGACAGCAAAAACGGCAAGCUCGAGAUCGGUGUGCGACCAUACAUUCAACGAUAUGCCCUCAAUACUACCUUGACUCUCUGCUAUGGUAUCCGGAUGGACAACGUCUACGACGACAUGUUGAGGGAGAUCUUGCACGUCGGAUCAGCAAUCUCACUCCUGCGGUCGGCUUCAGAAAACUAUCAAGACUACGUUCCAAUCAUGCGCUACUUUCCCAACAACGAAAAGAUCCGUCGGUCAAAGGAGCUGCGUGAUCGCCGUGAUCGCUACCUGAACUUUCUCCUCAACAAGGUCCGAGACAUGAUCAAGAAAGGCACCGAUAAGCCUUGCAUCAGCGCGGCAAUCUUGAAGGACGAAGAGACUAAGCUUACAGGUGUUGAAGUCUCGUCAAUCUGCCUCUCCCUUGUCUCGGGAGGUUUCGAGACUAUCCCGGGCACCUUGACUUCAUGUAUCGGUUCUCUUUCCACCAAGGAAGGACAAGUCUUUCAAGACCGUGCGUAUGAGGACAUCAUGCGAUACUAUCCAGACCCUGCAACUGUAUGGUCAAACAGCUUUCAAGAGGAGAAAGUGCCAUAUAUCAAUGCCAUCAUCAAAGAAGCUGCUCGGUAUUACACUGUCAGCGCCAUGUCACUGCCUCGCAAGACAGUGACCGAGGUUGACUGGAAUGGAGCCAAGAUCCCACCCAAGACCAUGAUCCUCAUCAAUGCUCAAGCCGCCAACCAUGACGUCGAUCACUUUGGUCCGGAUGCUGCGGCAUUUAACCCAGAGAGAUGGCUGAACGACGAGUAUGUGGCGCGGCCAUCGGCGACAGUGCCCGAAGAAAAACCCAGUCAGGGCAUUCAGCAUUUCUCAUUCGGCGCAGGAUCCAGAGCUUGCUCAGGUCAAUUCAUAGCAAGCCGACUCUUGUACACAGCGCUUAUAAGGCUGCUAGUGUGCUAUAAGAUCAUAGCCAGUGAGACAGAGCCUCCCAACACGGAUUAUGUCGACUACAACCAGUUCAAGUCGGCAUUGGUGGCUAUUCCCCGAGAUUUCAAGGUCAAGCUUGUUCCCAGAUAUGAUGAGAGCGUGAUCCAAGAGGUUAUGGCUGCGGCGGCCGAGCGGACAAAGGAUUACUACAGUGAAGAAAGCUAA